AUGUCCGGAAAAACCGAGAGACCGGAGCUACCAUCCGUCUCCAUCGUGUUCUUUAUGUAUUAUCUGGUUCAAAAUAGGCCGGUUAUGAGCGAAGACGCGGCCGUUGACUAUCUGGAAAAAUUGCAGCGUGUGCUGAAUUUAUUUGAUCAUGUAUUUUACGUGAAAUUGUGGAUGGCGGCUUUAACUGGCCUCGCAGAAGAACCUGUCGAAGCUAAUUCGACGGGUCAUUACCUUCUGUGGAAAAGUUUCGUCUUAGUUAAGUUACCAACAUUAAUCGAAAAACUGGAAGAAAGAAAGUCAUCUCGACUUAGUCACAAUGGAAUAUUGCCGUAUGAACAAUUUGAAGGAUUAAAGUAUAGCUGUCACGAAUGUGUCAUCAAUCAAUUAUUCGGAUUCCAUGGACUUUUCAGUGCAUGCAAUCAGCAUUUCGAAGAGACAAUUGAUGUUAUUUUUCAGGCUCCCGACGUAUCGGUAGACAUCUUGAAAGUAUGCCUGAAAAAGAACUUGGUUCGGCGUGAAUUUGUCCUAAGAUUGUUCGAAGACCGCUCGAUAGAGCUCUGGAGUGGAUCAGACUCUACUGACUCGGAUGCUUUUACCGUUAAUAUCCUAGACGACCCUAGUAGUCAGAAUAUAGAUCACCUGAUAUCCACAAGUUCCAUGCAUCAAGAGUCACGAGUGACGACAAUAUUAAAGCUAGUGACAACGUGGAGCGCGAAUAAGGAAUUAAAACCCCUAGCAAUCCUUUGUCGCUCUAUUAAUGAAAAUCCUUCGCUCCUUGAUAUCAUUCAUCUGUAUCGACACCCCUCUGAGUUUUUGGGACCUUUGGAGAAAUUAUGUAAUGCAUGGGAAAAGUUGACGAACGACAACAGUAUUGAAUCAUAUAUUCAAGACUACGAAAACUUUGGAAUAAUAUUUUUACUGUUGGUUAGCAUUAUAGAUCGUUAUGAGUUUCACAAGAAUCUUAAAGACGUAUUGCGUGAUGAGAACGGAUUCUGUCAUACAUGGAUUCUUCAAUCGUCAGUUGCAUAUGAACACGAAAUGCUCGAUCCCGAGAAACUCGCGAUUGUGGAGCCUUGGGUUAAUGCAUUAUUAUCAUAUCAAAACAUUACCGAUCAGAUUAUCAGAACGACCAAUCCUCGAGUGUUGAUUGAGCUGGCUCCCACAAUAUUCAAAACAACAUUCAAGAUGUGGAGUGACGAGACAUUUUCAAAUUUAGAAAUUUUCUUAAAUCCUCAUACGUCAUACGCAUUAAUCGGAGUUGUUCAGUGGUUAUGCGAUGAUAUUUGUUUCAAAGGACAAAAUUCGUUGUCAUCAAAAAUUCUCAAAAUUUUGAUGUCAAACGUCAAUUUUCCUCAGCCGAUCAUAAGAUUAAUGGGAGAAAAAUUAUUAUCAAUCUUUGAUCGACCAACAGGCAGUUUGCCAUCUGUAGAGGACGACGAAACCAUUAAUGAACUCAAAAUUGCAGCCCUAACUCUUGAGCCAAGUUGGACAGUAUCAAAGCAUCCUUCAGAAACAUUAUUUUCACGGUUUAAAAUUAUGUUUAAGUCAAUUGUCUAUUGCGGUCGCCAGAGAAAAUCGACGUUGAACAUUGACUACGAGUACGAAUCGCUCCAGGCCGAUCUAUCUUCAGAUUUAUCUUGGUGGGGUCCACACCACCUGGACACGGAUUUGUUCAGAGCAUGUCUUGAGAUUCACGGUCCAAAGAUAUUUGUAGGUCUGAUCGUUGAAGAAAUACUUUCGGCUGGUGAAAAGGGAACAGGAUUGCGAGCAGCUGAACUCGGAGCUUCCCUUAUUACACUUCCUUUAUGUUAUACUUGGAAUGCAUACUUACAGCCCCCUAACCUUAUCCACAUAUUAUUUACGGAGGUGCUACCACGUGCUCUUGAAAAAAAAAUUACAAUGUAUUCACAAGGUCGUGCGUUGGGGUUUCUUACCUUUUUCGUAUUGAUGACUUCGGAUAGGGAUUCUUGUGCGUUUGGCAAAAGGAAAGCACAUGAAGAUUUUUCAAAAGAAGUAUGGAAGCCUUUGACCAACGGACCUGCAAGAGGGUUUAUUGAUGGUUUGAUAUCACAUAAUGAUAUAGGCGACAAAUUUCCGGAGCUUGCGUUAAAAAAGUUUUUAAUUAGUUUGGGGGUGAUUGAUUAUGACCAAGGAUUACCCGAAUAA
Acaulospora morrowiae is the source of this 2166-nucleotide messenger RNA. NCBI's taxonomy places the organism in Eukaryota, Fungi, Glomeromycota, Glomeromycetes, Diversisporales, Acaulosporaceae. The record is from the annotation of a GenBank genome assembly.